ACGGCAUGCGCGUUGCAGUUUUCGGUAAAAGUGUUUACAACAAUCUUGACAGCGUUAAUUGAAUUGAAAAUAAGAUGCCUAAAGUCGUAUCCAGGAGCAUAAUAUGUUCCGACACGAAGGAUCAGGAGGAAUACAGCGAAGAAAAGCCUCUUCACAUUUACUACUGCCUCUGCGGACAAAUGACUUUAAUUUUAGAUUGCGCGAUCGAAAAACUGCCUCUGAGGAAACGAGACGGUACCCGAGUGAUAGACGGCAGCAAGCAUGCCCACAAAAUGACCAGCGAACAGGACGAGAUUGUGUACCUAAAACGAGCCGAAGGGAUUGAAAAGCAGCACAGACAAAAAUGCAAGAAAUGUGGUCUUCUCCUUUACUACAAACACGAUCCAGAAUCAAACGUUGUUUUUAUAGUGAAAGGGGCGGUAAUAAAAAGCUCUGGAGAAGGUCCUAUGACGGACAUAUAUAAUCAAGUAGCGAUUGAAAAGCCUAAGAAAAUCAUGGUCACAAAGCACACAAAGAAUAUGGGCAAGUUUAGCUCAGUUACAGUUUCAACCAUUGACGAGGAGGAGGAUGAAAUUGAAGCGAGAGAAGUUGCUGAUUCAUACGCCAAUAAUGCGCGUAUAAUAGAAAAACAGCUCGAAAGAAAGGGCAUGAAUAAACGAAAUGCUAUGCCGCCACCCGAAGUGGAGCCAAAGAGAACGAGACCAAGAGGCACACUGCUAGAUAUUUGAAUUAAUUCAAUUUAAUGUAAGUACCUAUAUAUUUAAAAAAAAUAUUGGUCCUAUGGAUUUGUAUAUGUGGCGUGUUAUAGUUGAGUGAUGCAGCAAAAAUUAAACGUUAUAUUGAAAUAUUUAUUAACAUUACAUAAAAGUAAAUAUUUUUAAAAUAUAUAUAAAUGACUAGAUACAAAUAUCGCAUAGUAAAAAUGUACAUUGCAAAAUAUAGAGAUAAGAUAUUUAAUAAAUAAAUACAACUAACAAUUAAAAUUAAUUUAUAUUUGAUGUAAAAAAAAAAAGAAAAAGAAAAAUGGAACAA
Messenger RNA from Diprion similis, 1032 nucleotides. Its product is annotated as STING ER exit protein. Bases 75 to 728 code for a protein of 217 amino acids. The transcript is spliced from 4 exons. The record is from RefSeq and is a predicted model, not a curated record. NCBI's taxonomy places the organism in Eukaryota, Metazoa, Arthropoda, Insecta, Hymenoptera, Diprionidae.